This is a messenger RNA of Zea mays, 454 nucleotides long. RefSeq lists its product as uncharacterized. Bases 78 to 269 code for a protein of 63 amino acids. Lineage: Eukaryota; Viridiplantae; Streptophyta; Magnoliopsida; Poales; Poaceae. The transcript is spliced from 2 exons. The record is from RefSeq and is marked validated.
ACUGCACACCUCCACGAAAGACGGACAGCAUAGAGAAAGAGAGAGCCGGCCGGCCGGCGCACAGCAACAAGAUAAAAAUGGAGGCGCCUCGCCGUCCCUGCUCCUCGCUGGUACUUCUGCUGCGUUUCUUGGCGAUCUUGGCAGCGGCGGCGUUCUUCAUCGUUCUCGCCGUGCACGUUGAGCCUGUGCAAGGAGGGAGGCAGCCGAACCCACCGCCAUCUCCGGAGGCACAUCCAACCCCGCAAUCACAUUGCUGCAACCGUAGGUGAAACAAAUUAAGAGAGGCCGCGCUAUACGAUUGGGAUGUGCGUCUCUUAUUUGGUGGGAGCCAGCAGUGUCCAAUUUAAACCUUGUGAUCUUAUUAGACCAUCUUAAUUUAAAAGUUUUUUUCUUCUAAAGCUCGCUCUCUAAAUUAUUGUUUACAAUGUCAUUAUAUAAAAAAUCGUUCUCUAUA